AUGUCCGGAGAUCAACAGCUUCGUCUGCCCAAGAACAAAAGUACUGGCAACUUGCUGUCGCCCAAGACUGAGCUGGGCCAGAGAGCGCGCUUCUCGUUCGACGCUGGUUCAACGCAAGAAAUCACAAAUCUGAAGAGGGUAUCUCGCGCCGAACAUGAACAUGGCUUGGGAAGAUCAGGUCUCCGCCGCAUACGACGCCCAGGCCCCUCCUUGGUUCGUACUCCUACUCUGGUGCUGGAAGAGAGUGAAUGGGCUCCACCAACACUGCAUCAUGCAAAGACUGCUCCCAUAUCCGGCUCUUCUUCAAGGUCCGUCUCUGUCGGCUACAUGACAAGCGGCCCUGCCUCUCCUGUCUUGGAGGAUUUGCACCGAUUCCCUUCGGAAUCGCUUCAUUCGUUUUCCUUUGCCAGGCAAUCCGAGGAGCUCUUGCACAGCAGGCAAAAUAUUCUCAAGAAAUCCGUGGAUUUUGUGCGUGAUCGUGCAUCCUGGGCAGCCAACCCCGCCCUUGCCGAUGCCCAGGCACGACUGAGUGGAAACUUGGAACUUCAAGGCAUGAUGGACCUGCUCAAAAAGGCCAAUAUCAUUUCCAUCGAUACGGCUGCCGCUAGAAACAAUAUAAUAGCAGCAGGACCGGUAACGGGACCCGCUCAUCACGAUGGUCGUAACAUCUUUGAAACCAGCUUCAGCAAGCAACUUGAGCAGGCACAACAAGCCCAGGCAGAUGACCAUCUGGAUCAUGCGGAUGCAACGCGAAAAUACUCUCUAGAAGACGACGACCCGCUCCCUGGACUCGGUCUUGAGAUUCAACCUCCACCGACGAGGGCCAGUUCCAUCACUGGUCCGAAACGGGUGGGACUCAGGAGAACUUAUACAGAUUUGAAUUCGGUAUCCCUGCAACAGAAACUGAUAGAUGCACUUGCACAGCCUUAUUCUGCUGACGAUCAUUCCGCUCCGCAGAAUUCUCUUGGAGCAGCCAUGCAUGGCGCUAGCACCCCAGGAGGAAGCUCAUCUGUCCACAGCCACAGCAGUAAAUGGUCUCCGACCCACCAGGCUGUCUUUCGUACUGACGCUGAUGCUCCCUGGACCAUACUGGCUGCAAAUGACUUGGCAUGUCUGACAUUUGGUGUCACUCGUGCGGAGGUUCGGUCUCUCAGUAUUCUUGGAAUCAUUCAAGAAGAAAGAAGACAUUGGUUAGAGUCCAGACUCGCACGUCCAGAACUCGUCGCGAAGGAGAAGGUCAACUCUCCAAGCAAGAGCAGUGCCAGCAGUGGCGGCCUGUCGUUGGUUGGAUCCAGAAGUGGUAUUACUGCUCGACUGCUUAGUAAAGCUCCAUCUCGAGCUAACAAAUCUUCAGAAAGAGCAAAGACAGACGACGGCAGCGGAGGUUACAAUCGCUCCACCGCCAAAAAUCACCCACCGACGAGAUCGAGAGGUGUUCUUCUCUGUGGAGACAUUGUCCCCAUUCAAAGAAGAGAUGGGACCAAAGGUGCCGCCAGUUUCUGGGUCAUGGAGAAGCGUGGUGGAUUGAUAUGGGUGGUUGAAGAAAUCCUUGAGGACGUGGCAUACCUGGACUUCGAUUCCGAGGGCCAUGUGACAAGCGCUCAUGGAGGUGAUGUAGCGAUAUGGGGUCAAUCCGUUGCACCUGGUACCCCUUUACGAUCACUCUUCCCUCGAUUUCCGCUCGACGAACUCGACACAUACAACAAGCAUCAUCUAGGAUAUUUUGCUGCUCGGACCUGUGAAUAUGUUAACGUUCCCACCGCUAUUGAGAAAUCCCCAACCCAAAAUGAACUUCGGAUAUCCAGUUUGCCUCAUAUUGCGGGAGUGAUGGUCCUAGAUCCGGAUACUUUCAAAAUCAGCAGUUCAAACACUAUUUUUUCUGCAGCCCUCUUUGGCUACGAACGACCCGAGGGUCUAUCGAUCAACGACUUGAUACCCAAUUUUGAGGAUUUGUUGGCAGUUUUGACGGAAGAGGAGGAUAUCGAAUUGGUCGAUGGAAUCGUUGUUCCCGAACACAGCUUUCGACGCGCUCGUGCUCUCUUAGCCCUGCGAGAAGGAAAAGAGAGUCCUGCUAGCAUUUUCCUUCGGCCAUGUGGUUUACCUGCAACGCAUCGGGAUGGUUCGGACAUUAUGGUUGACGUGCAGAUGAGGGUAGUUCGCAGUGAAACAGUGUUUCCCAUGUCGGACGAAGCAAUCAUCGAAGAAAAGGAUGAAUCUAUCGGCGACAGAAGCGUUGCGGUUGCUGAGCUUGUCUAUGCGCUGUGGGUUAUUUAUUCACGGAACAUCCACUCAAGUGGGAUGACUGCUGCUGAGACUGAGUCCGUAUCUUCACUUCGACCUAUGUCACCGCCUAGCCAACCUGAACCGCCUCCGUCUAUACCAUCACCUCCAGUGACUUCGAUUGGACACCUAGAGAACCCCGGAAUAGGCUCGGACUUGUCUGAGCAAGCGGAUGAAACAGGAUCGGCCGUCAUGGAGGAACCUUUGGAUCAUCCACCCCCGCACACCGCGUACGUGCCACACGAGAAGAAGACGAUUGACGACUUUACAAUUCUCGAAGAAAUGGGCUCCGGGGCCUAUGGACAAGUGAAGCUUGUACGGUACAUGAAAGGCCAGUCUAGGAGAAUGGUGCUGAAAUACGUGACCAAAAAGCGCAUCCUGGUAGACACCUGGACCCGAGAUCGAAAGUUGGGGACUGUGCCACUGGAGAUCCACGUUCUCGACUAUCUCCGACGUGAUGGACUAAGACAUCCCAAUAUUGUGGAGAUGGUCGACUUCUUCGAGGAUGAUAUCAACUACUACAUUGAGAUGCUUCCUCAUGGGGUUCCCGGAAUGGACCUGUUCGACUACAUUGAGUUGAGGACGAACAUGACCGAGGCCGAAAGCCAGAAUAUCUUCCGACAAGUGGUUGACGCAAUCCAUCACCUUCACACCAAGGCCUUGGUCGUCCAUCGAGACAUCAAGGACGAGAAUGUGGUUUUGGACGGAGAGGGACGGAUCAAAUUGAUCGAUUUUGGCAGUGCUGCCUACAUCAAGAAUGGACCGUUUGAUGUUUUUGUUGGAACAAUAGAUUAUGCUGCCCCGGAAGUCCUGCAAGGUAAACCUUAUGGUGGUAAGGCUCAGGACGUCUGGGCUCUCGGUAUCCUGCUGUACACGAUCGCGUACAAAGAAAAUCCCUUUUACAAUUUAGAUGAAAUCCUCGACCAUCCACUCCGAGUACCAUUCCUACCCUUCUCCGAAGAAUGUUUGGACCUCAUCCGAAAGAUGUUAGACCGAGACGUUGAUAAACGCAUCACAAUAGAAGAGGUUCUGGCUGAUGCUUGGUUAUCCGAAGAGAGUUGA
Messenger RNA from Exophiala aquamarina CBS 119918, 3342 nucleotides. RefSeq names its product CAMK/CAMKL/PASK protein kinase. Gene Ontology annotation, molecular function: protein serine/threonine kinase activity; ATP binding. Lineage: Eukaryota; Fungi; Ascomycota; Eurotiomycetes; Chaetothyriales; Herpotrichiellaceae. The record is from RefSeq and is a predicted model, not a curated record. Gene Ontology annotation, biological process: negative regulation of glycogen biosynthetic process; intracellular signal transduction; protein phosphorylation. Gene Ontology annotation, cellular component: nucleus; cytosol; cytoplasm. The transcript has 5 exons. The coding region runs from base 1 to 3342 and encodes 1113 amino acids.